AGCCAUUUUCGUCAAAUGGCAAGCACUCCUGCUUACUACCUCCAUGCAGUGCACACGUAGCAGGUAGCAGUUGCCCGCUCGACAGAGGGUUAGCCUGGGCCUGCUGCAGCGAUGCAGUUUCUGUCGCAUGUUUUUUUCCUGCUCCUCGGCUGCACCUCCCAGCGGGCCACCUCCCUCCAGAUCGGGGGCAGCGGCGAGUCCCUGGAGCAGGUCGUGGCACUGGAACAGGUCCGAAGCAGCGGCGGGGAGCUGUGGCCCUGGGCCAAGACGCCGAGCACGUCCACGCCGCCCGCACGGGCGGAGUCUGGCCAGCUCCAGACGACGAGCCAGCCGGCCGAGGAUGCCAGCUCCGGCGCGGCUGCAGGCGGGGCCGUGGUCGACCGCGGCCUCCAGCCGCGGACCCCCGAGCUGAACGAGCUGGAGCGCCUGCUGAAGGAGGCCGAGCGGGAGUUGCCGCAGGAGCCGGGGCAGCCCCUCGCCACGCAGGGCGAGCAGGAGCUCUCUCAGGCCCGGCGGGCCCUGGCAGAGGCCCAGUGGGUCAGGGACAAGCUCCGAGCUGAGGUGCAGGCCAAGCGGCACGAGCUUCUCGUGUUUGUCAAGGCCCAGCACGCCGCCAAGAAGGCCGCCAAGGAGCAAGAACUCCAGAGGGCCAACGAGACCCAGCAGGCCACGGCGCAGGCUGCCGAGCAGGAGGCCCGCGACGCGGAGGCCCUGCAGGCUGCCGAGGCGCAAUCCGCCCAGCAGGCCCUCCUUGCGCGUGCCGCGCGGGAGCAGCUGCAGGAGUUCCAGGCUCAGGUGGACGCCAAGCGGCGCGAAGGCGAGAGCCAGCUGGCCGCAAGGAGGAAGGACCUCGAGGCCGAGCUGACGACCAAGCAGCACGAGCUCCGGGGGUUCGCCGAGGCCUUGCCGGCCAAGCUGCAGGCUUUCGAGAGGGCGGCCCUCGGCGUGAAGGCCCUGCAAGCGGCGGGGGCGGAGGCCGCCGAGCAGGCGCGCGCCGCGCAGGAGGCGGCUAAGGCGGACGCCAGCAGGCACGAGCACGAGCUGCUGGAGAGGAGGCAGGAGCUCGAGGCCCAGGCGGAUGCCAAGCAGCGCGAGCUCAAGGAGGCCAGCGAGGCCGAGCUGGCCGAGGAGCAGGCCGCCGAGCAGGCGGCCGGCGACGUACAGAGGCUGCAGCUGGCCCAGGCGCGGGCCGCCGAGCAGGCCCGCGCCGCGCCGGCGGAGGCCAAGGCGGAGGCGCAGCGGCGCGAGCUCCGGGUGCUGGAGAGCGAGAGAAGCCUGGAGGCCGAGACGGACUCGAAGCGGCGCGAGCUUCAGGAGGCCACCGCGGCCCUGGAGGCCGCCGAGGCCGUCAAGGCCCUGCACUUCAAGCAGGCCGCCGAGGCCCUGGUGGCAAGGCCGCCUGCCGCCACGACCCACUCGGACUGAGGGGGCUCAGGCGACGGCAUUCUGCACUUCCUGCUCCCUCUGCCGCUGCUGCUGCUCUUCCUCGGUUGAGCAUCGUGUGAACUUCUGCUUGUGGUAACUUUCAUCCUAGGGCUGCAAUUCAGAGGUUAGGGUCCCACACGCUCGUGAGUUGGGUGUGUCGU
Molecule: messenger RNA, 1586 nt
Organism: Prorocentrum cordatum
Lineage: Eukaryota; Dinophyceae; Prorocentrales; Prorocentraceae
Source: the annotation of a GenBank genome assembly